CAGCUCAUCUCCUUCCUCCCUUGACUCAGCUGCUCUAGCCUCCCUGGAGCUGCAGGGGUCAAUUUAGGGGCCCCCAAGCCCUGCCUUAUUAAGUGCUGGUAGCAGAAACAUGAGGGCCUGGAGCCUUCUCCUCCUGGUGGCCCUCCUGGCUUUGGGGAGCCAGCUGCCUGCUGCCUCGGCCAGGACGAAGGGAGAGAAAUUUGGGGGCUGCCCACCGGACGAUGGGCCCUGCCUCCUCUCGGUGCCGGACCACUGCUUGGAUGACAGCCAGUGUCCUGCAAGGAUGAAGUGCUGCUACAAAGCUUGCUUCCGCCAGUGUGUCCCUUUGAUCUCUGUAAAGCGGGGCAGCUGCCCCAAGGACCACCUGCACUGCCUCAGCCCUGUGCAGCACCUGUGCAACAGGGACUCAGACUGCAGGGGCUCCAAUCGGUGCUGCCUCGGCGCCUGUGGUCGAGACUGUCGCAACCCCGUCUAAGGCUAAUUCUGGUUUCGGAUCCUCAGCAUGGGGUCCCUAGCAGGAAUGGAUGAUGAUAGGGGGCCUGGGACCCUGCCACCCAGAUCCCGCUAUCUCUGCCAGUGGCAGUUUCAACCUUCUGAUGAACACUGAUCUGCUGUCACCUCCCUUGCCUCCCAUCCACCCCUGGUUUCUCCUCCUGGGAGUCAAGGUGCAUAGAUAGACUCCUAUCACCCUGCGCCACCUCCCUAUCUCCUCUGGUGUUUCCCCACUUAAAAUGCCCAAUUCAGGUAGGCCCCUCUUUGUGGGGUCCAAACCCCUCCCCUCAGGCAGCCCAGCCACCUUGAACGUACGUUCUAGCAGAGUUUUCCAGACAUUUUCUAUUUGCAUACCCCUUUCCACCAUUUGUGACACACCUGCACAAUAGCAUCUCAGUAUCUUGCAUACUGCCUAUACUAUUUAUCUAAUGUCUUUCUUUAAAUGGACUCCCUUUUCUAUAUAAAUAAAUUUAUUUCAAAAGAAAACCUUGACAUCAUCACUAUAAAUGGAAUACGCAGAAUCACUUGCCACGAAUAAAAUGUGAUUGUAAAAGCAAA
Molecule: messenger RNA, 1050 nt
Organism: Callorhinus ursinus (northern fur seal)
Lineage: Eukaryota; Metazoa; Chordata; Mammalia; Carnivora; Otariidae
Source: RefSeq, a predicted model, not a curated record